Molecule: messenger RNA, 1383 nt
Organism: Kalmanozyma brasiliensis GHG001
Lineage: Eukaryota; Fungi; Basidiomycota; Ustilaginomycetes; Ustilaginales
Exons: 1
Coding region: 1-1383 (460 amino acids)
Source: RefSeq, a predicted model, not a curated record
AUGCAGGCACCUAAGCAGAUCAACACCGGCUUCGGCUCGUGCCUUGCUCCCAUCGACCUCGAGGCUGCGCACCUCGCAGCUGAGCGCCUUCACCACCUCUCGAUCAACCCUCCCCUUCCUCAGUACCCUGCUGGCUCGUCCAACGGCUCUGGGUUUCACCGCAGCAACUUCACCAUGCCUCUUGCCUACCCUCGCUCCACCUACUCCGAGCCUCUCGCCGGCGGCGAGUCGCUUUCAGAACUGUUGCCAGGGACUCACGCCGUCCUUUCGCAGAACGCCCGCGCUGUUGAUGCUUGCCACUUUGUCCCCGUCAAGGUCGAGCCCACACCGGGUCUUUACACGCCUUUCGUUCGCGGCGGCACUGACCCUAAGCAGCUCCGUAAGCGCCGUGUCUUGGUCGUAGAGCGCUUGAUCCCUAAGCGUGCUCCCAAGAACCCCGACGCAAAGAUCCUCCUCCUCACUCACGGUCUUGGAUUUUCCAAAGAGUGCUUCAUUCCCAUCGUGGACGAGCUUUUGAGGACCAAGCCGAACGAGAUCGAAGAGGUCUGGAUGAUCGACACGCUCGGCCACGGCAUGUCAGCUGUGGUCAACCGACAGCUCGACGACCCCUCCCCGCUCGAAUCCACCGAUCGCUGCAUUGAUGGCAACGAUCUCGCUCGCGACAUUCUCCAAUUCAUCUGCUGCUUCAUGCCUUCGACACCAACCUCGACCCCCGUCGAGCCGUCGCGGACGCUCGAUUUCCACCUUCCUCGCUUGCCGAGGAAGAAGCUUGUUGGCAUCGGCCACUCUUUCGGCGGCGCUGCGUUGACGCAGGCCUCUUACCACUUUCCUGAUCUCUUCGACUCUGUGAUCGCUCUUGAGAGCAUCCUUGGCACCUUCGAGCAGGUUCCUCGCAUUCACGCGGUACCGCUGGCUCGGUACACGCUGCUGAAGAAGGACUGCUGGCAGUCGCGCGAGGAGGCUCGUGCCGAGGCCGACACCGACAAGCACAUGAGGUUGUGGCAUCCUUCUGUGAGGGAUGCUUUCGCAGCAGGUAUGCUCACCGAGUCGUUGAGCAACCCAGGCACCGUUGAACGCAGUGCGGACAAGGUGGCUGAGGCGCUCUCGAUUCGCGGCAACCGACCUGGUAUGCAGGUUUCGCAAUACCUUCAUUGCCUUCCUGCACGCCUUCCUGUCCUGUUCGUGUCGGCACACAAGCCUCUUCUGCUUCCACUCGAAGAGAUUUUCCACACGGCUCAGAGUAUUCCCAACCUUCAUUUUGAUGUGAUGACCGGCACUCACAACCUCCCACACGAGCGCCCCAUCGAGAUUGCUCACCGUAUCGUCCGCUUCUGGCGCGAGACGGACUACUCCACUCCCUUCCUCCGCGAAUGCAGGCUCUGA